Messenger RNA from Hibiscus syriacus, 1546 nucleotides. RefSeq names its product pentatricopeptide repeat-containing protein At5g09450, mitochondrial-like. NCBI's taxonomy places the organism in Eukaryota, Viridiplantae, Streptophyta, Magnoliopsida, Malvales, Malvaceae. Gene Ontology annotation, cellular component: mitochondrion. The coding region runs from base 198 to 1325 and encodes 375 amino acids. The record is from RefSeq and is a predicted model, not a curated record. Gene Ontology annotation, molecular function: protein binding. The transcript is spliced from 3 exons.
AGAAGCGAAGCUGAACAGAUCUCUAUCAAUUUCCAUGGCGUCGCGCUCGCUUUUACAUGGUUUCAGACGGUAACUAUCUUUAUUCUCAUAAUUUCCCAAUUCAUGAAAAAAAGGAAAAAAGAAGAAGACUAAAUUAUUAAACUGAAUCCCGUUUACAACUCUCAUCAGCUGCUUCAAAGAGAAGCGACCAGUGGUGCAUGUCCAGGCUGUUGUCGUCGGGUUCCGUCAGGACCGAAGACGUGGACGAUUACCCCAAUGAUUCGGAGACUGAUGAUCUGAAAAGUCGCAUUUUUAGGUUGCGGCUGCCGAAACGGAGCGCCACCACAGUUAUAGAGAAAUGGGUGGGUGAGGGCAACCGGGUUUCUAUCUCCGACCUCCGCCAAAUUUCUAAAGACCUUAGAAAAUCCCAUCGUUUCAAGCAUGCUCUCGAGAUAUCGGAAUGGAUGGUUAGUCGUGAAGAGUACAAGUUAUCAGAUACAGACUAUGCCAUUCGUAUUGACUUGAUGACAAAAGUUUUUGGUGUUGAUACUGCUGAACGCUAUUUCGAAGGCUUACCUCCGACUGCGAAGACUAGUGAAACAUACACUGCUCUUCUCCACUGUUAUGCCGCCGCAAAAUUGACUGAAAAGGCAGAAGAACUUUUUGAGACAAUAAAGGGUUUAAACCUCUCAUUCUCUGCCCUUCCGUACAACGAGAUUAUGACUCUUUACAUGUCAGUUGGGCAAGUCGAGAAGGUUUCUUCCGUUGUUGAAGAACUGAAAAGACAGAAAGUUGCACCAGAUAUCUUUACCUACAAUCUUUGGAUAAGUUCGUGUGCUUCAUCUCUAAAUAUCGAUCAAGUUCAAAGGGUUUUGGAUGAAAUGAGAUGCGACUCUGGUUGCAAUGAGGAUUGGCAGAGAUAUAUUAACCUUGUAAAUGUUUAUGUAACUGCUAGCCGUCUUGCGAGUACCAAUUCGAGCUCUCCGAUUGAAAUCGAGAAAGGCAUCACACAAAGGGAAUGGAUAACAUACGAUUUCCUUGUGAUGUUGUACGCAGGCUUGGGGAACAAAGAUAAAAUUGAUCAGAUAUGGAAAUCUCUGAAAAUGACAAAACAAAAGAUGACAAGCAGAAAUUACAUAUGCAUUCUUUCUUCAUAUCUGAUUCUUGGGCACAUUAAAGAAGUGGGAGAGGUUUUUCAUCAAUGGAAGCAGUCGACAACCACGGAGUUCGAUAUAUCUGCUUGUGACAGUGUUUUGACUGCAUUUGAAGACGUCGGGUUGACGGAGAAAGCCAAUGACUUGCAUGUGCUUCUGAUUCAGAGCAACUGCAGUCCCUCAAACAAGUAGGAAUCUAUUGCAGUUAAAUGUGACUAGGAAACAAAAUUUGCGAGAACAGCUCCUUGAAAACUGUACUUGGAGAGAAGAGAAAUCGAUUACUAUGUGAUCAUUCUUCAACAAAUGGCUGACUAUUGAUACCGGUAAUCUUUCCAUUUAACACCCAUUUUCUGAAAUGUUAGUAGGAUCUACAGAUUCUUGAAACAAACUAUUUCCCUUCUGUGUUCUCUUUU